Molecule: messenger RNA, 396 nt
Organism: Adineta steineri
Lineage: Eukaryota; Metazoa; Rotifera; Eurotatoria; Adinetida; Adinetidae
Source: the annotation of a GenBank genome assembly
AUGGUUUAUCAACAACAAAGAAAAGUUUUUGUUUGUGUUGCAAUGAUUAUUAUGAUCAUGAAUUGUUUAACAAUCAACGCAUCACCGGUUGAUCCAAAGAAUAAUAUUGAAAAAAGAGAAGCAAAUGAUGGUCAUCCGACGGCACACCAAGCAACAAGUGCAUCAGCUUUUAUUUGUCCAGAAGAAGAUAUAGCCGAAACGCAGUGUUUGGGAGAUAAACAUUGUCUCUAUUCAAAUCCACAAAAUUGUAAUUCAUACAUCCAAUGCACAGUAAACGCUGAUCAAGUAACCGGCACUCCCGUAGUUAUGUCUUGUGCAGCAAGUUUGGAAUGGAACGAUAAUACAAAAGAAUGUGAUUAUCCCGCAAAUUCAACUUGUCCAUCGGGAAAGAAGUAA